Messenger RNA from Punctularia strigosozonata HHB-11173 SS5, 762 nucleotides. RefSeq lists its product as uncharacterized. Bases 1 to 762 code for a protein of 253 amino acids. NCBI's taxonomy places the organism in Eukaryota, Fungi, Basidiomycota, Agaricomycetes, Corticiales, Punctulariaceae. The record is from RefSeq and is a predicted model, not a curated record. The transcript is spliced from 4 exons.
AUGAGCUCAUUCCUCUCGAAGCUCGAGCGCCCAUUUAAGGAUGCUGCCAAGUUCCUUCGGCGACGGAACCCCGACAGCCUCUCAAAACGUCCAAGCAACACGAAAAGUCAUAAACCCUCGGUGAUUCGGGCUAGUUUGGAUGUGAUAUCUCAGCGAAACCAUUCUCCAGAUUUUCCCUUGCAUCAGACGGCUGCAGCAACUUCCGUUACAGAGAAGAACGCUCCUGCGACGGGUGGGGAUCGCAUAUUCGAGCAACUGAACAGUGCUACGCGCGAAGCACCACGAGAGCAAUCAUUAUCUCCCGAUGGGGACUCAGCCCCAUUAGCCGCUAAUCCGGUUAUUCCGAGUCAAGUCGGGAAACCUCGCGUGCGGCUCUGCAAUCGUAUGAACUCGGCAUGCAUUAUCGAAAUCACUCGCGAUGCCAGUGGUGAAGUUUGCGUGAUCCUUCGAUCGGCCGAGGAUCCCAUUCCUCCCCCAUCUCGGUCGACAGCGCCUAGGUGGCGUCGUCGUCAUAUUCCGUUGCCCGAUAUUCCAGAGCUCUCUCCCCCUACAGCGGACGAUAGCCCGUCGCCACCCGCCCUCGACAUCGCCUUCAGUGGUAUUCACGCGCCUCAACGAUCGCCAUUAUCACCAUUCUUGGAGUUAGAGGAGCUAUCAUCUGAGGACUUCAAAGGCAAUGAAGGCGAUGUCGGUGAAAUGGGUGAUGCCGAAUCCACGGAUGAUAGCUCCGACUCGCACCAGCUCGCUUUUUGGGCGUCGUAG